Molecule: messenger RNA, 739 nt
Organism: Phyllostomus discolor (pale spear-nosed bat)
Lineage: Eukaryota; Metazoa; Chordata; Mammalia; Chiroptera; Phyllostomidae
Gene: LSM3
Product: LSM3 homolog, U6 small nuclear RNA and mRNA degradation associated
Exons: 4
Coding region: 109-417 (102 amino acids)
Biological process (GO): P-body assembly; mRNA splicing, via spliceosome
Cellular component (GO): Lsm1-7-Pat1 complex; P-body; precatalytic spliceosome
Molecular function (GO): RNA binding
Source: RefSeq, a predicted model, not a curated record
AGGGGCAAAACAGACUUUUACUUCCGGUGCAUGGCGUUCUCGCGUUUCCGAGCUUGGGGAGGCUCGAGUGAUAACGCGAGAGUCGGGAAAGGGCGCAGGGUUUGAAACAUGGCGGACGACGUGGACCAGCAACAAACUACCAACACCGUAGAAGAGCCCCUGGAUCUAAUCAGGCUCAGCCUGGAUGAGCGAAUUUAUGUGAAAAUGAGAAAUGACAGAGAACUUCGAGGUAGAUUACAUGCUUAUGAUCAACAUUUAAAUAUGAUAUUGGGAGAUGUGGAAGAAACUGUGACUACUAUAGAAAUUGAUGAAGAAACAUAUGAAGAGAUAUAUAAAUCAACAAAACGGAAUAUCCCGAUGCUCUUUGUCCGCGGAGAUGGCGUUGUGCUGGUUGCGCCUCCGUUGAGAGUUGGCUGAAACAAAGAAUUUAUACUACGUGGAAAUUAGGAGACUUUGUAUGAUUGCAUCUUUAAAUGUAGAAGAUAUUCAAAAGAGAAACCUGCGUAAAUUUUGAUAUUGAGAAAUGACCAAGGAUUCUUCUCCUAAAAUGAGUUGGUUUGCACAUAACCUACACAUUCUUAAGCUAAACGGCAUUUUUAUUUUUCUCUAACCCUUCCAACAAAUGUGAUCACCAAGAUGCAGCCCCUCUUUUUUGGGAGUUGAUUUGCUCCAUUGAUUUUUUUCAGACAAUUUCUGAUAUUUUUAAAUUUAAAUUAAAUUUGAUGCUUUCUUUUUUUUU